CGCCGAUCAGUCACGUUGUUUUGUUUUUUCCGCAGUGGCGGUAAUAACAUUUUGUUAACGUGAUGCUACUUGUUUAUUGUUUCGGACUGUUAUUCGUGUGCAGUUAUUAUGUCCGAAAUUACUUGAAGAGAAAACUCGACUCCCAUCAGUCAUCAAAGAAAGUCAAUAUGAGUGAUGAUGAGUUCUGUGAUCCAGGAGCUGCUCAUAAACAUUGGCAAAAAAAAACAGAAAACUCAUCCUCUUCAAAAGGAGUAACUCGAUGGAAGAGGCAGACUCCCUUACAGAGUACACUAAUUCAUAAAUGUGAGAAACGACAGAGAAAGGAUAUGGAAAAUGAAUAUGGCAUAAUCGACUUAACAAUGAACGAUGCUGCAGCAGAAGAAAGUCCUGCUAAAAAGUUAUCACUAGACAGUAUUUCACUAGCAACUCCUUCCAAGAUCAAUGUUAAAAAAAAAUCACUUAAUGCUGGAGGACUAUUUCGUUGGAUUAAUAAACCUUCAUCAAGUGCUUUUGUUGAAGAAGUUAAAGUACAGUCAAAACCAGAGAGGAUAGAAGUGAUUCCAAUAAAAGAAGUAGAGAACAUAGAAAUAACAGACGAUGAAAGUGAGCCAGGCAUUAGCGAUGAUAGUCUAAAUAAUCCUAUAUUGGAAUCGGAUAAACAGUCAUUUGACCAAUCCAAAAUUGACGGUCUUAUACAAAAAUAUGUUCAGACAAUACCCAAGUCUGUUCCCAGGGUUUUCAGACCUAAGUGCAAAGAUGUUCCUUUGCCUGCUGGUAUGCCUCCUGUUAUUGCUGGAGUCCCUGUGAAAUUUCCUAUAUCACCUUACAAAAGUCAAAUUUCUGUAAUGAACGCUGUUAUUAAAGGCUGCGCAAAGCAGGAACAUUGUUUGCUAGAAAGUCCAACUGGUAGUGGAAAAACUUUGGCUUUAUUGUGUGCUGCAUUAGCUUGGCAAACACAUUUCCAAG
Phymastichus coffea is the source of this 966-nucleotide messenger RNA. RefSeq lists its product as uncharacterized. The record is from RefSeq and is a predicted model, not a curated record. Gene Ontology annotation, cellular component: nucleus. Gene Ontology annotation, molecular function: DNA helicase activity; ATP binding. The annotation marks the transcript as partial. Lineage: Eukaryota; Metazoa; Arthropoda; Insecta; Hymenoptera; Eulophidae. Gene Ontology annotation, biological process: double-strand break repair involved in meiotic recombination; nucleotide-excision repair. The transcript is spliced from 4 exons.